GUUUAGUUAUUAAUAAAAACAUAUUUUCAUUAGUCAUUGACAGUAAAAACACAUCAUAUGAUGUGAUAAUAAUAAUUGAUCUCAUUUUGUGAACUAUUUUUGUAACAAUUAAUUUAUUUUGUUAUAACACGCGGUAAUUAUUAUUCUUUGUGACAAUCAACUCAAACAACUGAUGGCAAUGUCGACAAACAGCGACCGCGAGGCCAAAGCCCGACAAUUGAUGGCAGAAGCGGACAAAAAGUUGACCUCAUUUAACGGUUUGUUUGGCAAUCUAUUGGGUAAGCCGUCCAAUGCCGUCGAGGAAGCCAUCGAUCUGUACAUCAAAGCAGGAAAUCAGUUCAAAAUGUGUCAGAAGUGGGAUUUGGGGGCCAAAGUGUUCACAACGGCGGCCCGACUACAGUCGCGGACAGGCGAACGACACGAAUCGGCCACAUCGUACGUAUUGGCCGCCAACUGUUUCCGCAAAUAUGAACCGUACGAAGCGAUUGGCUGUUUAACAAAAGUCAUAGAAAUAUACGAAGAGUUAGGCCGACUGGCCAUCUGUGCUAAACAUCACACGACUGUCGCUGAGAUCUAUGAAACACAUUUGCACGACACGGACACAGCUGUCAAACACUAUCAGUCUGCCGCCGACUGUUACCGAGCCGAACAUUCACUGGCGUCGGCCAACAAAUGUCUGCUUUUUGUGGCCAAUUCUGCGGCUCUCAGCGGCCAAUAUCAACGGGCUAUCGAUACUUACGAAGAAGUGGCCAAACAUUGUAUAGAGUCUUCGUUGUUAAAGUAUUCGGCGCACAAUCACUUCAUGAGAGCGGCUCUCUGUCACAUCUGUAUCGAUCUUCUCAACGGAGAGCUAGCCAUCAAACGAUACGAAGACCUGUUCCCGGCUUUCAGUGAUUCUCGUGAAUACAAACUCGUCAACACAUUAAUUGGUAAACUCGAUGACAAUGACAUUAUCGGAUAUACAGCGGCUAUUAAAGCGUACGAUUCAAUAUCCCGAAUGGACCCGUGGUUUGUAUCGAUAUUGUUGACCAUUAAAAACAAGUAUAACACCGAUUCGGAUCCCGAUAUGAAAUAAUAAUUUAUUGUUUAUAAAUAAUAGAUAUAUAA
Oppia nitens is the source of this 1107-nucleotide messenger RNA. Its product is annotated as alpha-soluble NSF attachment protein-like. The transcript has 2 exons. Gene Ontology annotation, biological process: intracellular protein transport; SNARE complex disassembly. Gene Ontology annotation, cellular component: vacuolar membrane; SNARE complex. Gene Ontology annotation, molecular function: soluble NSF attachment protein activity; syntaxin binding. Lineage: Eukaryota; Metazoa; Arthropoda; Arachnida; Sarcoptiformes; Oppiidae. Bases 173 to 1075 code for a protein of 300 amino acids. The record is from RefSeq and is a predicted model, not a curated record.